AUGAUGAAUAAGUCAUUACGUUUUCCCCUUCCUUCUCUUUUAGGCAAUUUAGCUAUCGCAAAUCGUGGUUCUAGUUUGAGCUUUUCAAAGUCUGCUUCGAGGUUAUUUUCUGAUUGCUCAUCAGCAGAUCCUUUCACUGGAAAGCUGUCUAAAUUCGGCAAGUACGUUGCCGAAUGUUUACCAAAAUAUGUCCAGAAAGUGGAAGUCAGUCAUUUGAAAGAGCUUGAUAUCUGUAUUCAUCCAGAUGGAGUUCUUCCCGUUAUGUCAUUCUUGCGUAAUAAUCAGAACGCACAAUUCGCAUCGUUAGUGGACAUUACUGCGGUCGAUGUGCCGUCAAGAGUUUAUCGCUUUGAAGUUGUGUACAACCUUCUCUCACUGAGAUAUAAUUGCAGGGCUCGUGUCCGUACCUAUACUGACGACCUCACUCCUAUAAACUCUCUAAGCGCUUUGUAUCAAUCUGCAAAUUGGUAUGAAAGGGAAGUGUGGGAUAUGUAUGGAGUCUUGUUCUCUGAUCACCCAGAUCUGCGGCGUAUCCUCACUGAUUAUGGUUUCCGGGGUCAUCCUCAGCGUAAGGAUUUUCCUCUAACUGGUUACACCGAAAUGCGCUAUGAUGAAGAAUUGAAGCGUGUUGUCAUUGAGCCAAUCGAGUUGGCUCAAGAGUACCGUAAAUUCGAUUUCAAAACUCCAUGGGAAACUUUUAACAAAUUCUGCGAUUCUAGGCGUAAUGUUGCCAAAAUUGCCUGUUCGGAAAAUCCCAAAUCGCCAAACGCAAUAUCCGAUAAAUAG
Messenger RNA from Rodentolepis nana, 786 nucleotides. NCBI's taxonomy places the organism in Eukaryota, Metazoa, Platyhelminthes, Cestoda, Cyclophyllidea, Hymenolepididae. The record is from the annotation of a GenBank genome assembly.